UUAGUCGUCUAAAUUUAUAAUUGAUAAUUUUCUUUUACAAAUUUAGAAUACUUGUCUUCUCAUUAAAAUUUACUUUAAAUUUCAUAUUGAGGCGACACUCAAUUUGAUAUUAUGUCAACUUGCAUCCGAUAAAACACUAUAGAGCUAUUUCUAUCAGACAUCAACAUAAAAAGUACGUGCAAUUUCAAUUUAUUUAGAUUAUAAAAACAAAGACUUGCAUUUUGAUUGAGAAAAAUGCUGAUUGUCCUUCAAAAUGUGUUGCCAUUGGAUAUGAAGCCGAAAAGAAGUUUACUGACAGAAUGGCUGAUAUGGACGACUCUUGGUAUUUCUUCAAGGAAUUCAAACUACUUUUAUAUGGAGAGGAUUUUAGAAAAGACAUGUUAAUAGACGAUGUAUAUGGAAGACAUUUACCUCUUUUUGAAGUCAUGUCCAAGUUCAUCGAAGGAUUGAAAAAUCACUUCAUAGAAAGGAAGGCCAAAAAGGGAUUAGACAUCAAGGAUGUAAUAUGGAUGUUAACAGUCCCAGCAAUUUGGUCAUUGGAAGGCCGAGACUUUAUGCGAAAAGCAGCGGAACAUUGUGGCAUCGAUGGCAAAUUGUUGAAAAUUGCUCUUGAACCGGAAGUUGCUGCUGUUUACUGUUUUACCCUACCGCUUGAAGAGAGAAAGACAAUGUGGGACUUGGGGCAUAUUGGCCAGUCUUUUCUCGUAGCAGACCUUGGAGGUGGAACAGCAGAUUUGGCAGCUAUUAAAGUUAAUGCUGAGGGCACUCUUGACAUUAUCAUUAACGCACAGGGAGCACUUAUAGGUGGACAAAACAUCAAUACUGCUUUUUUCCAAGCCAUACAUGAUAGUUUCGAGGGAGAUCAAUUUAAGAAUGUCUUUCGAGAUCCCAUUGAGUUAUUAGAAAUGGAAGAUGAUUUCGAGCACAAAAAAGUCAACAUAGUAUCAACAAAAGAACUAAAAUGUUCUAUCAACCUUAAGAUUCCAUCACUUUUCAGAGAUGGACUUCUUAAAAAUGACAUACGGAUGACAGAAGAAGCAAAAAAGAAGGGAGGGUUAAAGAUACACAAAGAUAAACUACUCUUUGAUCCAUCCUACAUUACAGAACAUUUUUUCAAAGAAACGUGCACACGAAUAUCCCACGAGAUAGAAAAUAUGCUGAAAACACCGAAUGUAGGUAAUAUAAGUAUAAUCGUAUUGGUUGGAGGGCUUUCAGGAUCGAGCGUUGUAGUAUCACAAAUUCAGGAACUGUUGAAGAAAUCAUUUCCUGAAGUUAAAGUUGUUUCGCCAACAUCACCGUUUCGAGCGAUUUUGACAGGGGCAGUACUCUAUGGUCAUAACCCAAAACUUAUUAAAAGUAGAAGGAGUCCAGCUACAUUUGGUGUACAAACAAAUAGCCCUUUUGACGCUGUCGUCCACAAAAGCGAUAAAAAAUGGAUACAUAGUGGAUCUGGAAAAGCCUAUUGCAAAGAUAUAUUCUCCGUACAUGUUAGGGAGGGAGAAUUAAUCGUUUUGAACGAAAAGCAGCCAGUAAAAAAAUACUUCCCGAUAGAUGCAAACCAAACUGAAGUCAAUUUAAAGGUGUUCAUGCAUUCAGCAAGGGAUAUCUCAUUGGAUGAGUCUAAAGUUUUAUACACUACAGAUGAUGGGUGCACAGAAUUAGGCGAGAUGCUUGUCAAGAUGCCAGAUACUUCAAAAGGUACAAACAGAGAAGUUUCUGUAUCUUUUGUUAUAGGAGCUGAGAUAGAAGUAAACGCAGUAGAUGAAACAAGUAAAGAGAAAUUGGAGGUGAAAUUUGAGUUUCUAAAGACAUUAAAACUAUGUAAACAAAAGGAAGAAAAUGAAUUUGGCACGCAAAACAUUAUAUAAAAAAUAUCUUUAUUCAGUCAAUACUGAAGAGGGCCCUUUAGAAAAACUGUGUAGAGAUAAAUAUCACAUGUGUUUAUGUAUUAAAACACGUAAAGUGAAUUAUAAACGUUAUUAUAUUAACAAAUAUGUAUUCGACAUAAUAACAAAUAUGUAUUCGACAUAGCAACAAAUAUGUAACCUGAAAGUAUGUGAUGUUAAACACUUAAAUUUUAUUGAAAUAUAUGCAGUUAUAUUUGCUGCAGAAUUUAACAAAAUAACAACGUAAUUGGAAAUGAUUUCAUGUAAAUGAGCAAGAAUUAUUGUCAACAUCUUCUGUCUAUAUCUUUUUGAUUGAGCUUUACCUCAAAUAUAUAGAACGCCGAAUGUUUUUGUUUUUUGAAAAGACAUUGUACAUUUGUGAGAAAUGGAGAAAUUCAUUGUGUUCUCUAUUAAUUACCUUAACAUUCGAUACAACAGAUGAAUAUAAACUUUUAAUUGGAUUUUUUUAUAUAUUUCUAAUAGCUCAUAUUUUUUCGUCAUUCUACAAUUCAUGCACUAUAUAUGUGCCAUUAAUGAUAAAACUUGCAAUAUGUGUAAUGAUUUUGUUUUUAACCAUACUUUUUUGAUUUUAUGUUUUUCAUACUAUUGCUCAAAAGUCAUAUGUGUAAUUGAACUAAUUCGAAUCGAACAAAAGGCAAAGGUUAAGGCGGUCUUAAUAAGCUGUCAUAAACAAAUCUUUACUAAUACAAUUUUUGUUUGUUUUAAAUUUGUAAAUGGUCAUAACAAUCAGGACUUAGUUAAAUACCUAUUUUAUCUAAACAAGUCACAUAACAUUUUAAACAUUUUUCGUACAAGCACAUUAUUAUUAUCAAAUUCUCUGUAGACCUGCUUGUUUCAGUGGCUAAGUUCUGCUAUGCUUAAAUACUGAAACAGGGAACGUUUAGAUUUGUAGAAAAAACAAUUCAUGUGCAUUAAUUCAUACAUAUAUGUAAAGAUAUU
Molecule: messenger RNA, 2846 nt
Organism: Ruditapes philippinarum (Manila clam)
Lineage: Eukaryota; Metazoa; Mollusca; Bivalvia; Venerida; Veneridae
Product: heat shock 70 kDa protein 12B-like
Exons: 4
Coding region: 300-1868 (522 amino acids)
Molecular function (GO): ATP binding; ATP-dependent protein folding chaperone
Source: RefSeq, a predicted model, not a curated record